UUCUCUGUGGCUUCAAGUGAGUUCCAAGUUGGAGACACAAAAGGGUGGGUUGUUCCACCAGCCAAUGACACAAACAUGUACAAUGAUUGGGCCUCACACAACAGGUUCCAUGUUGGUGACACCAUUUAUUUUAGGUACAAGAAGGACUCUGUGAUGGAGGUCGGUGAGGAAGAUUACAAGGAUUGCAAUGCCACUCACCCAACUUUCUUUUCCAACAUUGGAAACACUGUGUUCAGGUUUGAACACUCAGGGACUUUCUACUUCGUAAGUGGUGCAUCAGGGCAUUGUGAGAAGGGACAGAAGAUGAUUGAGAGGGUGAUGGUUCCAGAUGAGUCUCUUUCUCAGCAUGCAAAGUCUUCUGGGCACCAUGAUCCUGUUUUGUCAAUUGGGGUGUCUCAAAUGAUCUUCCUUCAGUUUGUUUUUGCAUGUGUUGCUUCCUAUGUAAUUUGA
Gastrolobium bilobum is the source of this 450-nucleotide messenger RNA. RefSeq names its product early nodulin-like protein 21. Gene Ontology annotation, molecular function: electron transfer activity. Gene Ontology annotation, cellular component: plasma membrane. The transcript is spliced from 2 exons. NCBI's taxonomy places the organism in Eukaryota, Viridiplantae, Streptophyta, Magnoliopsida, Fabales, Fabaceae. The record is from RefSeq and is a predicted model, not a curated record. The annotation marks the transcript as partial.